AUGGAAAAUAACUAUUUUUGCACAAUAAAUGAUUUAUUAUUAGAUACAUCACUGAUUGUUGAUGAAUAUUCAUGUCCUCUUUGUAAUCAAAUAUUAUAUAAAGCUGAAAUUUAUCAAUGUAAAGAGAAAGAUUAUCAAUAUAUUGGAGGUAGUGGUGAUGAUGAUGAUGAUUAUGAUGAUGAAAAUGAUUCAAUACCAUUAAUUAAAGAUAAAGAGAAUGGAUGUAAACAAAUAAUUACAGUGGAAGAAUUAGAUACACAUUUAAAACAAUGUCAAUUUAAAUUUGUUGAAUGUCCAAAUAAAAAGAAUGGUUGUGAAAUUCAAUUUAGAUUUAACAAAUUAGAGAUUCUAAAAGAUCAUGAACAAAUAUGUGAUUCAAGAUUUGAAAAAUGUAAACAUUGUUUAGAAUUAAUUGUAUUUAAAAAUUUAAAUUCUCAUCAAGAUCAAUGUAUUAAAACAUUAAUUGAGUGUAUUAGUUGUAAAAGUCACAUUGAAAGAGGAAAAUUGAAAAAACAUUUAAAUCUAAAUUGUCCAAAUGAAAUCGUUGAUUGUGCAUUCAAAGCCAAUGGUUGUAAUGAUCAAAUGAAAAGAGUCGAUCUAUCACAACAUUUAUUAAUUUCAAAACAUAUGUUAUUCAUUUCAGAAUCGAUUGAAAAACAGCAAAAUCAAAUCCAACAUACUAAAAGAAAAUAUUUAAAAUUAAAAAGAAAAAUUCAAGAAAUUAAUGAAAAUUCAAUUAAUAAAAUUUAUGAAAAUGAUUGGUUCAUAAAGAAUUUUACAAAAUCAAAAAAAAAAGUUGGUUCUUUUUUUUUAGGUCCUGAAUUUAAAAUUGGUUCUUUUGAAUUUGGUUUAUCAUUGUAUCCAAAUGGUAGAAUUGAUACAUUUGAAAAUCAUUUAGUAAUUGCAUUAUUUGAAAAAAGUGGUCUUUAUAAAUCAGUAACUGUAGAAUCUGAUUUUACAUUAAUUAAUAAAGAAGAAUCUGAUAAUAAUAAUAAAAACUAUUUUUUUGAAAAUUUAUUAAAAGUAAGAGAUUUGGUUAUUUAA
This is a messenger RNA of Dictyostelium discoideum AX4, 1044 nucleotides long. RefSeq lists its product as hypothetical. NCBI's taxonomy places the organism in Eukaryota, Evosea, Eumycetozoa, Dictyosteliales, Dictyosteliaceae. The transcript is spliced from 3 exons. The coding region runs from base 1 to 1044 and encodes 347 amino acids. The record is from RefSeq and is a predicted model, not a curated record.